AUGUCAGUAAUCGAACUCCUAAACAACAUCGCAAACGAUGAACAAAACUUGACAAAUGACUACUGGUAUCUCAUUGCGGUAGCUAUCGUUAUGAGUUCAGUGAAUAAGCCAGAAGAUAUUCAGUAUAUAUAUCAAACGAUUGAAGCUAAAAUAGAUAAUCUAUCGCAGCAGAAUGAAAGUAAGAAAAAUAAUAUUCUGUCAAGCAUAGUACUGAGGCUAAGGGAAGCCGUCUUAAAGAGUCACGUUAUCAUUGGUUUUCCGAAGACAAUCAACACGUUACAGCAGUUGUCGAUCGUGACGCCUGAUCAUGUGAAAGCGCUGUUGCCAAAAAAACCGUUAAGAAAUGAGGAAAAGUGGGCCGAUGUUCAAUUUCAGAGACAGAGGGGAAAAGCCUUAUUCAACAAAAUAUACGAUCGACACGCCGAAAAAGUUAUGAAUAACAUGUACCAAACUCAUCCAGAUUUAGCGCAGACAGCCCUACAUCAUCUUUACGGUCCCACUCUGAGUGAAACGAGCAUAUUAGAUGCAAAGGAAACCAGCUUGAUAACAGUGGCAGGUUUAAUGAUACAAAAUAUACCUUUACAAUUGAAAGGGCAUAGCUAUGGUGCACUUCAUAACGGUGCGACGGAGGAUGACCUUCGACGCGUACAGUCCAUAGUAACCAUACUGAGUGAACAUUACCAAUGUACCAUUGCGAAAUUGUAGGACAUAAUGAUAUAUUAAAACCCUUUAUCGAUUUUAGCAAACUGCUCAAUUAAUUUUAGGUCUUGGAGCGGAAAAAAGAACAAAAUGCCUGCAAAAUUAGACUGAAACCGUGAAUAGAAUCUACUUAGGAUGAAACAUUAUACUGCAGAAAAGCUAUGAAGCAUUAUGUCAGUAAAGAGGGCUAGAAACGACAACUGAUGGCUGGAAAGAUGCUUAAAAGCACCGAUUUGCUAGCAGCAAUUAAUACACACGAUACAC
Mycotypha africana is the source of this 963-nucleotide messenger RNA. Its product is annotated as AhpD-like protein. NCBI's taxonomy places the organism in Eukaryota, Fungi, Mucoromycota, Mucoromycetes, Mucorales, Mycotyphaceae. Gene Ontology annotation, molecular function: peroxiredoxin activity. The transcript is spliced from 5 exons. The record is from RefSeq and is a predicted model, not a curated record. The coding region runs from base 1 to 705 and encodes 234 amino acids.